CCUCCUCAGUGCUCCUGCGCGGGGUCAAAGUUCAGUGAGUCCGCUUGUAAGAUGGCUGCUGAACCGACGAGGGAAUGGAGCGAUGAACAGCUCAAAAGUGAUGAUCUCCCCAAGAAAGACAUUAUAAAGUUCAUACAGGAUAAUGCUGCACACUCGUUUCUAUCAGAACACAAACUACUGGGAAACAUAAAAAAUGUUGCAAAAACUGCGAAGAAAGAGCAGUUGAUUAUAGCCUACGAUCAACUUUUUGAGAGCAAGAGAUUUAAAGGCACUGAACCGAUUGAGGAGGUGACACAGAAUGUGAAAGCUGUGAAGAUAGACGACAAACCCAAAGAGGUUGCUGAGGUCAUUGAUGAGGGUCCUCCAAAGUUCACCAAGGCUGUCCUUAAAAAAGGAGACAAGACCAACUUCCCCAAGAAAGGAGACACAGUAGGAUGCUGGUAUACAGGCUCGCUAGAGGAUGGAACCGUUUUUGACACCAACAUCCCCACAACUGCAAGGAAGAAGAAACAGACGAAGCCCCUGUGCUUUAAAGUGGGACUGGGCAGAGUGAUACGAGGGUGGGAUGAAGGAGUGCUAACCAUGAGCAAGGGGGAGACGGCCAAGCUGGAGAUCGAACCAGAGUGGGCUUACGGGCGGAAGGGUGUGCCCGACAAUAAAAUUCCACCAAAUGCUAAACUCAUUUUUGAAGUCGAGUUGGUAUCCAUCGAUUAACCAUGGAAUACUACAGAUUCUCCCAGCAUGCACUUUUUUCCGACUUUGUCAAAAGGAUCGACGUCUGUCCCAGAUGAUUACCAAUGAGAUUGUCCGUGCAUAUUAUGCCUGUUUUCAUUAUGUUGUGUAACUGAGUUUGAUUGCUCGUUGGGAGUAAAGUUGUCUUGACUCUCAAUCUAUGGUCACAUUGCAUGUCUACUGCAUUGUACAGCUGAAUAAAGAGAAUGUUUGCUUA
Molecule: messenger RNA, 949 nt
Organism: Alosa sapidissima (American shad)
Lineage: Eukaryota; Metazoa; Chordata; Actinopteri; Clupeiformes; Clupeidae
Gene: fkbp3
Product: FKBP prolyl isomerase 3
Exons: 7
Coding region: 52-714 (220 amino acids)
Molecular function (GO): peptidyl-prolyl cis-trans isomerase activity
Source: RefSeq, a predicted model, not a curated record